AUGUCCGCUCAAGGUACUCCCUCCAAGAAGGCCGAGCCCUUCGAGCAACUUCAGCCGAAGGGGUGGCGGUACCUCAAGAAGAUGUCCGCCGCGACUAAGUCGACUCUCAUUCAGGCCGAGAAGGUCAAGCCCAAGGUCGUCGACGUCGAUCCGGAGGAGUUGGACCUCGCCUUUAGGCGAAACCAAGUUACUACGGUCAACGCGUUGGUCGCCCAAUGCCAGGGGGGUUGGAAGUUCGCCUGCCAACCCUGCUUCGAAUUGGCGACUACCGGGAACCACCGCGCCCGAGUCGACGGCGAAUGGGUCGACUGCAUUCGUGUCAGCCAAACGUGGUUGUGCAGGCACGUCCUCGCUACUCCGGGAGAGACCUCCCGCGCUUCCUCCUGCUACUUGUGCAGGGUCAAUGCAGGCCGUCCCUGCACCCCCAUGAACCCCGGCGUCGUCACGGCUUUCCGACACGAUAUCGGAGUUCGACACAGGGUUCGCGCCGGGUUGCUGUACAUCCAGGAUCCUGCGGUGUCGCAAAGGAGUCUCUUCCCUCAUAUCCCCGCUCCUUCCGUCUUCCACGUGGAGCACGAACUCACCGCUCGGUUGGCCGCCCAACACGCUCCGAACGCCGUCCCCGCCGGCUUGGUCGCCACCGACGUCAACGUCGACCUCGACAUCGCCGGUUCCGAUGUCGUUACUCCCGGUUCGCCUGCGCCUACCAUCGUCGAGGGAGAGGACGUGGAGGACCUCGAUCUUGAGGACGACCGUUCGGACGACGAGGAUACCAGCAUGGGGGACGGGAGCGACAGCGAGUCGUCGAGCUCGUCCGGAUCCUCGACUUCGGGGUCUUCUUCUUCGGAAUCUGGUUCGGGAUCUGGUUCGGGGUCUGGUUCGGGAUCGGGUUCGGGUUCGGGCGGGGAGUAA
Molecule: messenger RNA, 912 nt
Organism: Filobasidium floriforme
Lineage: Eukaryota; Fungi; Basidiomycota; Tremellomycetes; Filobasidiales; Filobasidiaceae
Exons: 4
Coding region: 1-912 (303 amino acids)
Source: RefSeq, a predicted model, not a curated record